Messenger RNA from Varanus komodoensis (Komodo dragon), 4699 nucleotides. RefSeq names its product transmembrane and coiled-coil domain family 3 (gene TMCC3). The record is from RefSeq and is a predicted model, not a curated record. The transcript is spliced from 4 exons. The coding region runs from base 1337 to 2677 and encodes 446 amino acids. Gene Ontology annotation, cellular component: endomembrane system. NCBI's taxonomy places the organism in Eukaryota, Metazoa, Chordata, Lepidosauria, Squamata, Varanidae.
UAUAUAUCUUUGGCAGUGCACUGACUGGCCAUGUGAAAGCUCCAACGAGUCUCAGCGAAUGAGUCACGGCUUGUGAGGUCAUCGCCUGACAUGCGGCUCCUUUCUGAACGUGUGCAUGGCCCCUGUGUACGCUGUUAUCCAGUGCUCGGCUGAAGGGCCGACUUGGCUCGUGUGCCAACAGAGAGGGCUCUGUGUGCCCACUGUGGCAUGUGUGUCUUAUGUUCGCCACUACUGAUCUAGAGUGUUUAUUCAUCCUGCAUUGUUCCCAAGAGGUCACUAAACAUUUCCUCUACUUGGUGGAAUUAUUCAUACUCUUAGAAAAAAAUUAACUGUUUAAAAAGAUUGUGUUUGCUUUGAGCAUAUGAAACCACCUUUCAUUAAAAUUGAUCACAUUUAUAUAUUUAUUUAUUUACAUAUAUUUAUAAGUUGCCUAUAAUUGCCGAGACCUUCCCAGGCAACUUACAAUGUAAAAAUAUAUGCACCCUUCCCAGGUCCAAUGCCUCCUUCUAUGCUUCUGGGGGCUGUAUUCCAAUGAAGACCUGGAAAGGGGUGUCUGAAACAAGAACACUCCUAACUAAGCAGUUCCCUUCAUAUCUUUUACUAGUGAACGAUUAGGAUGCUGUGUUUUAUUUUACUUUGUCUCAUUGUUAAACUGUCCGGAGACUAAGGUAAGGGACAGUCUAAAAAAGUUUUAAAUAAAUGAAUAAAUAAACAAAAGUUUCCAAAUGUCUAUCCAUAUGGAACCAACUGGCACCACUGACGCAUGAGAGAUCAGAAGUACAAAGGGAUAUUCCUGAAAAGGAGGAAGGGACCAGAAUAGCCCAGUGACGAGUGAUCAUGCCUAGUUGGAAUGGAUUGCAACUGCCUACUGGGUGUGUGCAGAGACAGAAAGCCAGGGCCAGAAAAGGAAGGGGCUGUCGGAACACGAUGGCAGGCAACCUGGCUCUCUCCUGACGGCAGCUUCUCACCCUCCUGACUACAAUUUGAAGCAUUCUCUAGCCAGCCACGCCACCGCCCCAGUUCUAGAGGAAGCCUUCCCAGGCCUUUAUUCCCCCCUAAACUAAACGAGACCCAAACUUGCACCCACCCAACCCUCGUGGCAAAGGCACUUGAUUCUCUGUCCGUUCAGUGGCUUUUUUUAUUUAAUCCUCUUUCCAACUCUACCAUAGCCCCCUUGACGGCGGGAGACAACCAAAACUAUAGUUCAGGAUUAAUUACCGAGCAAGCCCUAUGCAGCUGCGCCCGCAUUUUUACAGAUGGGCGUAGCCCUGGCCGAUGACCACAGAAAGGGCUUGCACAUUCGGAUUAAUACGGUAUCGAGGUGGAAAGACAUGACAUGAAUACUCUCAGUUUGCCUCUUAAUAUUCGCCGAGGAGGUUCAGAUACUAACCUCAACUUUGAUGUUCCCGAUGGUGUGUUUGAGUUUCAUAAAGUAAAACUCAGUGCAGACAGUUUAAAACAAAAGAUUCUGAAAGUUACAGAGCAGAUAAAAAUAGAACAAACAGUUAGGGAUGGGAAUGUGGCAGAGUACUUGAAGCUGGUGAACAGUGCAGACAAACAGCAAGCUGGGCGUAUUAAACAAGUGUUUGAAAAGAAGAACCAAAAGUCUGCCCAUUCUAUAGCCCAGUUGCAGAAGAAAUUAGAACAGUAUCACAAAAAGCUCAAGGACAUUGAACAGAAUGGUUCCUCUAAAACUACUAAGGAUACAUCCAAAGACAAUCUGAGGGAAAUCCAACACACACUAAAGGAUGCCCAUGGAAAAUCUCGUACUACUGGCCACAGCAAUGAGAACAGCAAAACAGGUGUUCCUGGUGUUUCCUUGACACCACCGGUGUUUGUUUUCAGCAAAUCCAGAGAGUUUGCAAACUUGAUUCGGAAUAAAUUUGGUAGUGCUGACAAUAUUGCUCAUUUAAAGAGCAGUUUGGAUGACUUCAGGCCAGAAACUACUUCUAGAGCAUAUGGUGGCAGUGCCACUAUAGUGGCCAAGCCAAAAUACACCAGUGAUGAUGAAUGCUCAAGUGGAACAUCUGGCUCUGCAGACAGUAAUGGAAACCAGUCCUUUGGCCAUGGAGGGACAAAUGCUCUGGACAGCCAUGGAAAACUUUCUAUGCUAUUGGAAGAGCUGCGGGAAAUAAAGGAAGCACAAUCCCAAUUAGCAGAAGACAUUGCAAGUUUAAAAGUCCAGUUCAAAGCAGAAUAUGGAUUUAUUUCUCAAACACUGCAGGAAGAAAGAUACAGAUAUGAGCGAUUAGAAGACCAGCUGAAUGAUCUAACAGACCUCCAUCAGCAUGAAACAGCCAACUUGAAACAAGAACUAGCGAGCAUUGAAGAAAAAGUAGCAUAUCAGGCCUAUGAACGGUCACGAGAUGUUCAGGAAGCACUGGAAUCUUGCCAGACACGGGUGUCUAAGCUGGAGCUCCACCAGCAGGAACAGCAAGCACUGCAGUCGGAAACUGUUAAUGCCAAAGUCCUACUGGGAAAAUGUAUAAAUGUAGUCUUGGCCUUCAUGACAGUCAUUCUAGUGUGUGUUUCCACAAUAGCAAAAUUCGUAGCUCCUAUGAUGAAAAGCCGUUUCCAUAUUAUUUGCACCUUUUUUGCAGUAACUCUUCUUGCAAUUUUAUGCAAAAACUGGGAUCAAGUUGUCUGUGCCAUAGAAAAGAUGAUCAUGCCAAGAUGAAUCAACAACACCAGAGCCUUUCUAGUACUUCUAAACAAACUACCAAAUCUUUAAUUUUGCAGCUUAACUGCAAAGAUUAAUGAAGACUUUUUCCUACUAAGUAUAAAUAUGUUAAGACUGAUAACUCUUAGCAGUGCUUUCACCUGAUCAGUCAUGCUGUAUGGAAUAAGGUGAUCCUAUUAUUAUUUAGUAACCUGUGUAAAUCUUUUUGCCUUAAUCCAAUCAUGUUUUCUACACCUCUGAUCUCCUGAUGAUCAUGUCUUAAAUAACUGAUAUUGACUAGACUUGGGUGUAGGAGGAUAUCAUAAAGAUAGGUAAGUUACAACAAUCCUAUUUGGGAGACUGCAUUUUAAUAAAUGGGAAUCUAAUCAUCCUACCUUUACACAAUAACUAUUCUUGCCCUUAUGAAGCAAUGCAAAAGGUGAGAUAAACAUACUCCCAGACGUGGCAACCCCAUUUCCUCUUUUUCCUAGUGAUCAACAUUCAAAAGUGAGAAACUGUGGAGUUUAAUAACACUUUUGUACACAAUUAACUGAGACCCUUCCUAGAAUUUUUGUUUGCUCUAUAAAUUAAUAUUGAAUUCCACCUUGAUUUUGUUGCAUAAGCUUGGAAAAUAUAAAUGGCUGAUCCAAUUUUUGAAUGAAUAAUGAUCUGUGAAAGCAUCAUCCAAAUAAGGGUAUCGGUACUUGGCAGGGGAUUUCUGUGGUCCAACAAGAUUCCUUUUUGCCAGAAAUGUAGAAAAAUGGGAGAAGGUGUCCUUGUUCCUUCAGAAGCUGGAAGAAGGGCUGGUCCCCCAGCCUAAUUUCAGUAGCUUUUUGUAAAUGACCUGUUCAGACCUCUGCCAAGCAAUCUGUUCCUUCCCUGGCAGCCAUCCGGGCAGGAAAAGGGAGAAAUGGGGUGCCCCCUUUAAUUUCUUCUGAGUCCCGGAUACUGCCCUCACAACAAUGUGGCCUUUACAGCAUCCCUGCUCCAGAGGCUGUCUUGAUGGUCUAGUGGCUGGCGUCACAAAGAACAGUGAGAAGCAGGAUGCACAGAGAAACAAAAUGGGCCAAACUCUUCUCGAGUUUGUUUUCACUUUUCAUAUCAAAUACUUUUCAACCAUUCAGAUGCACAUAUUGUGCACUCCCUUUUGCCCCUUUCCCUCUUUAUGUUUUGUACCCCCCAGCAUAUCCCUACCAACCUAUCUGUCCACCUCUGAAGCUGAGCAGUGCUGCUCUCCUGCCAACAUUUAGCUAUAGCAGGGUAAUAUUCUCAGAUCAGCCUACAAGAACACCGUUAUCACUGUGAAGUUGCUAUUGAAAGAAAACUUCAUGUAUAUGAUAUUUGGAUAAUUGGGUAGGAGGUGAAAAGGUGGGAGAUACAAUGGUGUUUCUCCCCGCCACCUGCCACCCCUGUUUCAGACUAUUUUAGUAGGAGAAAGUCCUGUUGAGCUGGACUCCUAGGACAAUUCUGGAUGGAGGGCUUCUGCUUGUGAAUGGAAAUGGCUAACACUGCACUGUUGCCAGCACGCUACUGCAAAAACCUUGCCCAUCAUGGAAGGAUCAGGGUCAGUGUUCGGUUAGCGAUCUGAACGCUAGGAAAACAGCGGUGGAAGCACUUGCAAGAAUUCUGUUUUGAUGCACACUGAAGGCUUAAUAAAAACUGUGCAGCCCUCCUGGGGAAAGUCCUGAAUCUAGAAAGAUCCCUUGAGAGCUGACAAAAUUUCAGGAACUAAUAUAACAGCAUUGUUAUGAUGUAAAUACUGGUAACAUAAGCACUUUAAUAUGGUUUAAAAUCAAUAUGUGCAAUGUUUUUCUUUAAAAAGUCAGAACUGUACUUGUUGAUGGCACCAACAACAGAAACAAGAUAGGAAUCAUUGUGAACUAUUUCAGGAAUCCAGUGGAGACAAUAUGAGUACUUUUUAAAAACUUUCCACAUUUAGUUACUCACUGAACCCUGUGUAACUUUGUAAAACCUCUCUGUAAUUGUCAGGCAUAAUAUUUAAGCAAAUCUGCCAGUAAAGUAAUAUUUCCUUUCCCUGCA